This is a messenger RNA of Dermacentor albipictus, 1912 nucleotides long. RefSeq lists its product as uncharacterized. Lineage: Eukaryota; Metazoa; Arthropoda; Arachnida; Ixodida; Ixodidae. The record is from RefSeq and is a predicted model, not a curated record.
AUAUCCCCCCGAUUUAUUGGUUUUUGCUAGCCUUUUGUUCACAAUUUCACCUCAUGCAUAUAGAUUCCUGAGAAGUUCGAUGAAGCUUAAGAUGCCGCAUCCUGAUACGAUCAGAAGACUGUGUUCAUCGUACGAUGUACGCCCUGAAACGGAGCAGCAAGAAUGUAGCUUUCUUUCCUAUGCAAAGCGUAUUGUAAGCACAUAUAAAGAGCAUGAAAAGACUGUAACGUUAAUGAUUGAUGAGAUUCACCUUCAAUCAUUUUUUGAUUACAAGGCUGGGUUGGUUACUGGUGCUGCGGUAAAUUCAUCGACUGCAGCAAAAACUGCCCACGUAUUUAUGAUACAGAGCCUGCUUUCUUCAAACAAGGAUGUUGUACACAUCCUUCCUGUGGCACAAAUCGAUGCUAAGGCGCUGCACGACUUCCUUCGGAAGAUUGUUCUUGAUCUAGAGGCAUCUGGUUUUCGAAUAAUCGCAGUGAUCUCGGACAAUAACUCCAUAAACAGAAAAGCCAUGUCCUACUUCGCUAAGCCGGCAAGUGUCAGCAUUGUUUACCAGCAUCCUGCUGGCCCAUCACGACCCCUGUUUUUUGUGGUGGACCCAGUUCACAUACUAAAGUGUAUAAGAAAUAACUGGCUGAAUCAAAGAAACAUUGGCAAAUGCAUGUACUUUCCUGAACCGAAGAGUGAUGAGGCUGAACCAAAGAUACUUACAGCAUCUUUCAAGGUAUUAUGCCAGCUGCACGAAGCUGAAAAGCAUGAGCUCUUGAAGCUAGCACCAACGCUCACUUUGAAGGCACUGAACCCCUCAAACAUGGAACGGCAGAAUGUUAAACUGGCCCUAAAGAUUUUUAACUCAUCUACUGUUGCUGCUCUCAGUUCUUGCGGUCUACGCCUAUCUCUGCAUUAUUUUCUCUCUCUCUUGACUUGGUGGAACAUUGUUAACGUCAAGACGCCAAGAAAAGGACAGCGGUUGCGAGAUCAAUUGCAAGGUCCAAUAGUUUCAUCGUCAUGUCCUCAACUAGAAUUCUUAGAGAGAAUAGUUCAAUGGCUUGAUUACUGGAGAAGCCUCGAACAUGACAAUGGCCGCUUGACACGUGAAACGCACAUAGCUUUCAGCCACACUACCCAUGCCUUGCACGAACUUGCCAUAUACUGUCUCAAAGAGCUUCAUUUCGAGUAUGUUCUUUUGGGCAAAUUUCAAACUGAUAGCUUAGAGGAUCGCUUUGGAAAGUACCGGCAUUUGUGUGGUGCCAAUUACCACGUGUCUAUAAGGCAGAUAUAUGAAUCUGAAAACAAAUUGCGAUUGCAGAAGGUUCUGGACCUGCCAGAUUUGGACAUUCUACUGCCACCGAGCGCGAACGCGUUGGAGUCAAGUGUACAUUCAGGAAACGGCCAGUUUCAAGUUACUGUGACCGACUCCGACAUUGAGAAAAAAACGUCAAGGCUACCGGCACUAACCUAUGUUGCCGGCUAUUGUGCCCAUGCAGCUCUAAAAAAGCUGACAUGCGCAUCUUGCAGUGAAAGCCUUGUGAUGCAAGACGUCGAUCUAGAUGACCCUGAGAAUGCAUUAAUCACGAAGAUGACAAGGGGUGGCCUGAAGCUCCCACGAGCUCUUCUAGUUAAUGCUGUACUCUUUACUGAAAUUAUAUUGGACAAGCUCAGGACACCAGAAUAUGCCGUACGAUUUUUCAGCCUUCCUAGGCAGAAAGAUACUCUUGUCGGCCUUGUGUUCGCUACCCUUCAUGACUUUGAGGAUGUCGAUGUGUGUGAUUUCGGUCAUCCUGCGCAGGAGGUAAUGGGGCAUGUUGUAAGUGCUGCAGCGAAUACACUGCUGAACAACUUGUGCCGCACAGAAAACGACAAAUUACGCAACGCCAAGAAGGACCGAAAAUUGCAGACCUUGAAGGCUUGA